Trichomonas vaginalis G3 is the source of this 249-nucleotide messenger RNA. RefSeq lists its product as uncharacterized. Lineage: Eukaryota; Parabasalia; Trichomonadida; Trichomonadidae. The coding region runs from base 1 to 249 and encodes 82 amino acids. The record is from RefSeq and is a predicted model, not a curated record. The transcript has a single exon.
AUGGAAGGUGUAGCAACUACUCGAAUUCCUUUCGAAUCAACACAGUCUAAGCCAUUUCUCAAAACAUUUACCUCUAAUCCAGCCCAAAUCGCAAAACGACUAAACAGGCCUUCGUGUCCUUGUAAUACAAUACGUUCAUUCGUCUCUCCAUCAACACAUCCUGUCGCUAUCCUCUUUAAAUCAUCAUCUAAUAACUCUCUUGUUUCUACCAACAAGAGAUCUAUCCCUAUUGUAAUUAAUAGUGCCUAA